AUGCCGGACAGUGGCCAAAAGCUUGAAGAGUUGUCCAUCAAGUUGCGCCGUUAUCCAGGAGAAGCCUUGUCAACAUGGGCAUCAAGAGUGAUGGAGGCCUACAAGAAUGUGCAAAGAGCUUUGGCACGAGUGAAGAAGGAUACCAGACAAGAUGUUGAGACACCCAAGUCGAAAGAUGUCGAAAGAGGUUCUCGGGUGCCGCAAGCAGAUCCUGUUGCAGAAGGUCAGGAGAACGAUUGGUGGCACCAAGGCCAAUGGUACCGAUGGAGAAGUUGGCAUGGCAGGUCAUGGAGCCGACGUGAUGAAGAUGAGUCUUCAGAGGAAGAAGAGCCCGACACUUUGACGUGGGCAGGUUUGGAAAGUGCUGAUCAGGAGGUCCUCCCUUCUGAGAUCUUAGGGUGGGUUCUCCUGCGCCGAGCAGGACUGUCGGCCGGAGCCCGUUUGACGGUUCUGGCAGCGGCCCACAACUCACUGCCCUUCGAAGAUGUGGAAAAAGCCGUGCGUGACCAACAGGAAGAGCUUCUGAUGACCGAAUGGUACAACCAACGCAACUCACCACAUCACAAGAGGACGUAUUGGCCAGAAGAAGAUGAUCAGCGGUCCCUGGCGAUGGACCAUGCCAUAGAUGAUGAGCAGAUCACUCCGGAAGUCAUUCACUGGGUUGCCCGUCCUCCAAUGGAGCAGGCCUUUGCUCAUGACUAUGAGGAAGAAGAGGAGACCUACGAUGGGAUCUAUGAAUGGGAUGAAUGGGCAUACUGGCCAGAUGAUGGCGAGUGGCAUGCAUCUUUAGAUGAUGGGAGCUACGUCGCAUACUCCGAGAUGAAGCCGUGGCUUGAGAUUGCAAAUGUCAUGGCGGUGGAUGCUGAGCUUGACAGGGAGCUCUAUGAGACCUACAACAACUUUGAGAACAAGCCCGGAUACAGCGGGUGUCUCAUCUGUGGAGAUCUACAACACGACUUCCGCACUUGUCCCAAGCGGAGUCAAGGAAGCUUUCCGGGACAGAAGGGGCAUGGCAAGAUGAUUGGUUUGGUUGAAGAUUGGUCAGCCGGAUGCAUGGGCGGCAGCGAGUACGGAGCCCCAAGCGAUGCCUACUCGUCCAUCAACGACCUGGGUGCUCGUGACAAUCUCCUCCUCGAAGGAGCCCGUGGUGACAUCUACAUGACUGAAGAUGCCGAGGGUGACAAGUCCGAGACGGAGGGUGAAGAUGUGACCUUGAAGAUUUUCGCAGCAGAAGAAGCUCUAUCAAGUGAUCUUUCGCCAGCGCGAAGUCUGCAGUAUGCUGUGGUAGAUACGGGUGCAACCGAAACCGUAGGCCCACUGGAUGCAUUGGAUGCCGUGAUGGCACAGCGAGGAAAGGUAUUCGGACAAGAACAGGUCAAGGUGGACACUCAGAAGCAGAAGCAGUUCAAGUUUGGAAGCGCCAGGCCCACUGUGCUGAAUCCUAGCAUCAACCGUGAGUGGAACUUGGAAUCCAAUCUUACUGUGGACAUGCAUGAGCAGCAAAAAGGAAAUAGCAGCGUGUGUGAGGGGUAUUCCAUGGUAGGUUCCAAGCGAAGUGAUGAAAUUGAUCAGGCGAGGAUAGGUCGUAAGACUGAGGUUGGCAAUCAGGAAAAGACAGGCCAGGUUGACGAUCAGGGUGCAGCUCUUAGUGUGAAAAGUCCAGAACCCGUUCCUCAGCCUGGAACCCUAGCUCAAGCGCUGGAACCUAAGUGUGACCGGUCAGAACCCCAGACACCAGUGUCUCCAGAUGGCGACCGUCUCGGAGAUCAAGGGCACCGGCAAGGGGAGCACAAAGUCCAAGAAGGAGAAGGGCGGGAUUGGGACCGCGAGGAGGGACCCAAUCCAGCCGACUGCAGGACAGUCGGACCACCAUGCAGUCAUGUUCCGAUGCCCAUUGGACGAGGAAGCAAGUCGGGAUCCAACGGGUUUGCUCGUUGGAUUGUGUGCAGCAGGUGCCAGUUGCGGCUGUCCUACGUCCCAGCAGUGGGGGCGAAAGGGACGAGCCGAAGCCCAGGCCGUCUCCCAGCAGAUAUCGUCACUGCACUCGAGCUGGGAGUGGACGAUCUGUCCACCCAAGGGAUCGCCUUAGAAGCAGCCGAGAAGUCGUUGAUGAAGCGUUUGGAGGCAGCGCAGACGGAGAAGAAAGACCACCGCCUGAAACUCAAGACCAAGAAAGAGGAGAUCACUCCGAAGGAGGAGGACGAGAAGAUGAAGACACACCGGGCAGAAAAGCGACGAAGCGCGAGAACGAAGAUGGGAGCCAGUGGUGCCGGACGUGACUCAGGGCCAGAGCUACUUGCUUAUAGCAGUACUUGGAUGGCCUCACCGCUGGGUCCAGUGAGGUGGAACAAGAUCAACGUACUAAAGAACGUGAAGAGGACAGUGUUGUGCCCAGCAUUUCGCAGCAAAAUUUUGAUUGAGCAGUCUUGGAACGCCUCGCUGGAUGAAGUGGUUGCCGCCAUGAAUGAUUUCCCAUCUUUUCAUUUGGACCACAUGGAAGUAUGCUGUGGGCAGAGCCGUCUCACAGCGUGCAUUCAACAGAUGGGAGGAAAGGCAGAAAGAAUAUGA
Cladocopium goreaui is the source of this 2568-nucleotide messenger RNA. The record is from the annotation of a GenBank genome assembly. NCBI's taxonomy places the organism in Eukaryota, Dinophyceae, Suessiales, Symbiodiniaceae.